This is a messenger RNA of Ilyonectria robusta, 1140 nucleotides long. RefSeq lists its product as uncharacterized. The transcript has 4 exons. The record is from RefSeq and is a predicted model, not a curated record. NCBI's taxonomy places the organism in Eukaryota, Fungi, Ascomycota, Sordariomycetes, Hypocreales, Nectriaceae. Bases 1 to 1140 code for a protein of 379 amino acids.
AUGGCCGACCCAAUCUCGGUCGCUGCUGCUGGCACAGAAGCCGUCAAGUUGUGCUUGGAAUUGGUGCAUCGGGUCUCCACGGCAAUAGACCUCCAGAAAACAGGGAACGCCAAACUCGAGACCAUUUCUGAUGAUCUCACCAGUGUCAGCGAUGUCAUCAAACUGGUAAAUGCGCAAGAAGAACUGAAAACGAAAGGCGUCCUCAAGGCUGUGACCAACAUUCAGAAGAUCACCAUCAAUGUGCACAAAUACGUUGAGCGCGUGAAAGAAAAAUCGACGACUGGGUCCAAGGCUCGCCAAAUUACUUACCAGUUCAUGAAGGGUCCUGGUGAGUGGGAGACGCUGAGCGUAAUGAUGAUCCAUCUCACUGCAGCCAAGGCCACUCUGAGUUUGCACAUCCAAAUGGCCCAUGUUGGAUUGACGGCAGCCCAAGGGCCUCAAGCCGUUAAUGUGGUGAACAUCAAUGUUCUAGGAGAUGUCAAUCAGAAAGUCGAGAAGAAGCUGGGUCGAGGGUUGUUAAUCGCCCAAGUGUUCAAAGACAAAAAGCCAGAUCACAAGGGGAUGAUAUACCUUACCAGCGACGAAUGCGAUGCUCUUCCAUUCGCCGAGGCAGAUCCCGUUGAAGGGAUCCUCGCAGCAGGGACUCUCCAAGUUCUAAACAACAGAACCUUCGACCAAGCUCUGCAGAUCAACGGCAUGGUUGGUAUGGAGACGUGGAGCAAGUUCAGCCAGAAUCUCAUCAUCGAAAACAACGAGGCCAGAGGGUUCAGCACGCAGAUCAAUGUUCCGAUUAAGGAUGACACGUACAGAGAUGCUCUACAGAACCGGUUGGAACUUGCAAAGGCAAUGGCAGGAGCGGGGACAGGGUGGCAACCUCCGCCGUACGGACAACAUUGGGGGUAUCCAGCUCCGCCAAUGCCUAGCACACAGAUGUAUGGCCAGCCGCCGCAGAUGUGGAUGAAUCCGGCGCUUCCCCCUGGGCAAGGCGGGCUGGAGAAGGGAGAAACUCCUAGGUCGUUAAUGUCUUCGUACGAACAGCAACAGCUACCUAACUACGGACUGUAUUCCGGAUACCCGUAUCGGGUCGACACGCCAGCUCAACAAGGGAGCCCAAACACAAAGAUGGAUACCGCAGAUUAG